Molecule: messenger RNA, 459 nt
Organism: Rhizoctonia solani
Lineage: Eukaryota; Fungi; Basidiomycota; Agaricomycetes; Cantharellales; Ceratobasidiaceae
Exons: 9
Coding region: 1-459 (152 amino acids)
Source: RefSeq, a predicted model, not a curated record
AUGAUAUUCAACAAGGUCUUCGCCGUUGUUACUGCCGUUGUCGGAGCUAGCUCUUUGUUCGCCAGUGUGGCCGCUCUACCUGCCAACCUUACCGAGUCCGCAGUCGAAGCACGCUCAAUCAACCCCAGUGGCACUCAUACUGGACAAUUGACAUACUUCUCGAUCGGACUUGGGGCUUGCGGCUGGACGAACUCGGAUACUGAAUGGGUUGCUGCUAUUUCUCAUGAGCUCUUCGACAACUGGCCAGGCUACGCUGGAGGAAACCCCAACAACAACCCUGUCUGCACUACGCCCCACACUGCUGACAUUACCUAUGGCGGCAAGACCAUUCGCGUCGGGAUUGUUGACCGUUGCGAAGGUUGUGCUCUCUGGGACCUUGAUCUCUCGCCCUCUGCCUUCCAGCAGUUCGCCCCGUUGGCUACCGGCCGUCUGUAUGGUGCUACAUGGCACUUCAAUUAA